This is a messenger RNA of Lineus longissimus, 1125 nucleotides long. RefSeq lists its product as uncharacterized. The transcript has 2 exons. The record is from RefSeq and is a predicted model, not a curated record. NCBI's taxonomy places the organism in Eukaryota, Metazoa, Nemertea, Pilidiophora, Heteronemertea, Lineidae. The coding region runs from base 38 to 1048 and encodes 336 amino acids.
UCCAGGGCGCCGCAGAUUAUCACGAAGCCGUACCUGCAUGCGGAAUAGAUUUUAUGAAUAUACACAUGGACAUCAGAAACUGUACAAUACACUCCGGUUCAAUGAUGUGUUCGUGAAUGAACGCUCAAUAGAGAUCAACAUGGGAGGUUUUCGCGCUAGAUGGCUCACCCGGGUAUUCCUGUUCAUCUUCGCAACCCUAAUAUUGGGAUGGCUGAUCACACCGGAACGCCUCGACAGGAACAUUAAUUCACUAAAAAUGUUGGAAAUGGGAAAUCGGGUGUACCGAGAUGUGUUUUUAGACUUGUUGAAAACAUUCAUAGAGAUAGCAGACGAGUUGGAGUUAGUCUGGUUCAUCCAUUACGGGACUCUGAUUGGCUCCUGGCGUCACCAUGGUUUUGUUCCAUGGGAUGACGAUAUUGACAUCAUUGUCAAUAUAUCUCAAAAGGACGCGCUGCUGAGUAAGAUUAAGUCGAUGAACCCGUAUUACAUGGGAGAAGACGGCAUUCCUAUCGUCAAGUUUUAUUCGAACAGGUCAACUCUAAAAGUUCCAAAAUCUUAUCAUAAAUGGCCGUUCAUAGACAUUUUGUUCUUCGAGGAGGACGACGAUGCAAUCUGGGACAACCUUAGAUACAUGAAUAACAUCCACCUGCAGAAAAGUGACGUCUUUCCGCUCCAUAAACGUCCAUUCGAAGGUUUUUUGGUCAAUUCGCCAAGACGGCCCAUGAAGUUACUUGUCAAAAUUUUUCAUUCGAGUGAUCCUGUGAAAUGCGCGACGGGAGAAGGGAGUCACAGACCAGGGAGAGAUAUGCCCUCCGUAGAGGUGACCUGCGAGGCCCUUAAAAACAUAUUCCCCUUCGUACACAGGGAGUCUGUCGACAAUAUCAUGAAAGAAACGUUGAAACUCGGAGAUAGGGCGCUUCAUACGAAGUACGUGGACGAGGAAAAGGACAGUCUCACUCUACCAUACUCAUUCAAACCAGUUAAUUAUGUUCCUGGGUUAUUAACAAGACUAGAAUAUUUGCUUCAUUUGCGAUUGUAUAUAACAUGAAUGAGAAUAAAUAACAUUGUACUUGUUAAACCAAAGCAGUUGUGAGAUUUUCAUAUGUUUUUCCACUUCUUCUUAGC